GUGUGUGGCAUUUACCUCAUCAACAACCACUCCCAUUUCUACCGAGAAGCAAAACCCUAAAAGAGGCUUCUUGGAGGAGCGGUCCGCCGCCAGAUUGAUUUACCUCCUAUUCGUAUGUGUAUAUAAAUACGCUAGAUUCUAUAUAUAUAUGUGCAUAAAUAUAUAUUUAUGUAAUAGAAUCAUGGGCGUGUGUGUCACUCUGUGGUAUUGUUCUUGUACAAACCCUGAAGCCAUCCAUCCUAGUUCCGAGCCGAGCCCCUAUUUUUCUUCCUUUGAUUGAGGGAAUGUUUUUUAUUUCUCGGUGUUCCUGAGGAUUCAAUGUGGAUGAGAAGAUGGAUUUUAUGCUGAGGAACAGUUUUUCAGUUUGCGGUUACUCGUCGUCGUUGGUGGGAGUGAGCUUUGCUUUACGUUUGAUCGUGUUGUUUUGACGGUUUUGCUCUUUCUUGAGACCUCAGCCUUUUUCUUUUUUUCCUUUUUUAACUUUUGUUCUUGUUUUCCUUCGAGACGUGAUGGUCAAAGGCUGGAACUUUUGUGAGCUCGAAGAUUUUGUGGAGAAUCACCAUCAUCAUGUUGUCUGAAUUGGAGCGGAGGCCAAUGAUUGGUAACAAUGAAAAUUCAUUUGGGGAUGAGUUAGAGAAUGAUCUAGGGUUCUUGCUCCGUGAACAGAGGCGGCAAGAAGCCGAUGAUCUUGAAAGGGAACUGAAUAUUUACAGGAGUGGAUCUGCUCCGCCCACUGUUGAGGGUUCCUUGAGUGCAGUCAGUGGGCUGUUAGGCCAUGGAGGUCAAGGAGGCGGAGGGAGUAGCGUAGGCUUGACAGGUCUGGAGUUUCAAAGAAACUCCUCUAAGAGCAAUGGAUUCUUGUCUGAGGAGGAUAUUAGGUCUGAUCCUGCUUAUCUGUCUUACUAUUACUCUAAUGUGAAUCUGAAUCCGCGGCUUCCACCUCCACUUUUGUCGCGGGAGGACUGGCGCUCCUCGAGGAGAUUUCAGGGCGGAAAUUCGGCUAUUGGGGAUAAGAGGAAGGUGAGUAGGAAUGACAGUGCCAAUGGUGGGAGGUCACUGCUUUCGAUGCCGCCCGGAUUUGAGUUAAAGAAGCAGGAUAGUGAUGUUGAGGACAAGCUUCAGGGUUCCGUUGACUGGGGCGGUGAUGGACUAAUUGGUUUGCCGGGAUUAGGGUUAGGUAACAAGCAGAAGAGUCUUGCUGAGAUCUUUCAGGAUGACAUGAACCGUACAACUCCAGUUUCCGUACACCCUUCACGCCCGUCGAGCAGAAAUGCUUUUGAUAAGAAUGUCGGUGGAACUUUUGGCUCAGAGACUGACAUGGCUCAUCUGCAUCAGGAUUUUACUUCUUCUGAUCCAGUUCACUCUGUUACAGAUAUUCAGAGCUCUUCAGCUACUCAGUUGUCUGGGCAACCAGCAUCGUAUUCUUAUGCUGCUGCGUUGGGUUCAUCCUUGUCAAGAAGCACAACUCCUGAUCCUCAACACAUUGCAAGAGCUCCCAGUCCCUGCCCAAAUCCUAUUGGAGGUGGCCGAGCCGGAAAUCAUGAAAAACGAAACAUUAGCAGCUCUAGCUCCUUUAAUGUUGAGUCUUCCCAUUCAAGUGAAGCGAGUCUUGCUACUGCUUUAUCAGGCAUGAAUCUAUCUAAUGGAAUUAUAGAUGCAGAAAAUCAUUUUUCGUCACAGAUUGAACAAGAUGCCAAUGACCGUAAAAAUUAUCCAUUUGCUCUCCAGGGCGGCCAGAACAAUGCAAGACAGCGACCUUCUAUGAAAAUGCAUGAACCUUUGCAUUUCAAUAUGUCUACUGUGCCUCAGCCUGGAAAAAUAAUGCCUUUGGAUUCUAGUACGGGUGGUGGUGAUAGGACCGAUCUCAUAAGCACUUCCCUCCAAUCUGAGCUGCAGAAGAAAGUUCCCUCUAAUAAGGCCAUCUAUCUGAAAGGAGCUUCCAAUGCUGCAGUUGACAGUGUGGACCUCCUCUCUCAAUAUCAACACAUGGGCAGUCCCAAUUCUUCCUUUUCAAGUUAUGGAUUAGGCAGCUACUCUGGGAGUCCAAUGAGCGGCAAUUUACCACCUUUAUUCGAGAAUGCUGCUGCUGCAUCUGCUAUGGCCGUACCUGGAAUGGACUCUAGGGUGUUGGGUGCAUCAAAUCUUGCCGCUACCACUGGGGAGCAGAAGCUUGGGAGAAUUGGAAAUCAGCUGGUAGGGAGUGCCAUGCCAUCACCAUACGCUGAUCAGGUAUACCUGCAGUACAUGAGGACAGCUGAAUAUGCUGCAGCACAAGUUGCAGCUCUCAACGACCCCUCUGUUGAUCGGAAUUACAUGGGGAAUUCAUAUAUGGACCUUCUUCAAAAAGCUUACAUUGGGAAUCUGCUGCCAGCCCAAAAAUCACAGUAUGGAACAUCAUUUGGUGCCAAGACCGGUGCAACUAGUCCUCAUGGUUACUAUGGAAAUCCUGCAUAUGGUCUUGGAUUGUCUUAUCCUGGAAGUCCCUUGGCUAGUCCAGUUAUUCCAAAUUCAGCUGGAGGACCUGGCAAUCCUUUGGGGCACGGCGACUUCAAUAUGAGGUUCCCUGGUGGUGUGAGAAAUGCCGUGGGGUCUGUAAUCGGACCGUGGAACUUGGAUAACAUGGAUAAUGGUCUAGCUUCAUCUUUGCUUGAGGAGUUCAAAAGCAACAAAACCAAAUGUUUUGAGCUGUCAGAGAUUGCUGGUCAUGUUGUUGACUUUAGUGCUGACCAAUAUGGAAGCCGAUUCAUUCAGCAAAAGCUUGAAACCGCCACGAAUGAAGAGAAGAACAUGGUUUUCAAUGAAAUCUAUCCUACUGCUAUUAUUUUAGUUACUGAUGUGUUUGGGAAUUAUGUAAUCCAAAAGUUUCUUGAACAUGGAAUGGAGUCUCAGAGAAGGAAAUUAGCUGGCCUUCUUUUUGGGAAUGUGCUUCACUUAAGUCUGCAAAUGUAUGGUUGUCGAGUGAUACAGAAGGCAAUAGAAGUUGUUGAUGUUGAUCAGAAGAUCAAAAUGGUGGAAGAGCUAGAUGGGCAUGUCAUGCGUUGUGUGCGUGAUCAGAAUGGGAAUCAUGUCAUUCAGAAAUGCAUUGAAUGUGUGCCAGAGGAGUACAUUCAAUUUAUUGUAUCUACAUUUUUUGGCCAAGUUGUUACUCUCUCCACUCAUCCGUAUGGAUGUCGUGUGAUACAGCGAGUUCUGGAGCAUUGUGAGGAUCCAAAGACCCAAAGCAAAGUGAUGGAUGAAAUUCUAGGGGCUGUAAGCAUGCUGGCACAGGAUCAGUAUGGAAACUAUGUUGUUCAGCAUGUAUUGGAGCAUGGGAAGCGUCACGAACGAUCUCUGAUAAUUCAGGAAUUGGCAGGGAAAAUUGUUCAGAUGAGCCAACAGAAGUUUGCAUCUAAUGUUGUUGAGAAAUGCUUGACUUUUGGUGAUUCAAGUGAACGCCAACUGUUGGUGAAUGAGAUGCUUGGAACAACUGAUGAGAAUGAGCCUCUUCAGGCUAUGAUGAAAGAUCAGUUCGCAAAUUAUGUUGUUCAGAAAGUUCUUGAGACCUGUAGUGAUCAGCAGCGCGAGCUAAUCCUAUCGAGAAUUAAAAUUCAUUUGAAUGCGCUCAAAAAGUAUACGUAUGGGAAGCAUAUAGUAGCUCGAGUGGAGAAACUUGUUGCUGCUGGAGAAAGGAGAAUGGCCGCACAGAGCCUGAAUGCGGCGUAAAAUUGGCAUAGGGAGGGAGUUGUUGUACAGCUAACUGAGGCUAGUUUGGGCUACCUCUCUUUCUUUCUGUUUCUGAUUGCGAAUAAAGUCUGAGUUGCCUGUACUAAAGAAAAAGAAAAAAAAUGGAAAACUGUAUCGUGUGUAGUGUUCAGUUUUUAUUAUUAUACAUAGAAAAGAUCGAGGCUUAGUAUAUGCAGAGAGGCUCAGAGGCCAAACGAUCCCGAUGAUGCCCGUGCCUGCACCAGAUAAAAAGUCAGUCAAUCAGAUAGAUGAUACUCUACGCUAGGCAAAAUGCAAAGCCAUGCCAUGCCAUGCCGAGGAUGUAAAGUUUUCGACGCGGCACCUUAGUGGCUGUACAAAUUGUGAAGCACUGGUUUUCUUUCUAGUCCAGGGAUGUUAUUAUAUAAUUUAAGGAUGUUUUCUCCUUACAGGCGCUGUUUCUUCU
Andrographis paniculata is the source of this 4147-nucleotide messenger RNA. RefSeq names its product pumilio homolog 2-like. The transcript has 10 exons. Gene Ontology annotation, cellular component: cytoplasm. Gene Ontology annotation, molecular function: mRNA binding. The record is from RefSeq and is a predicted model, not a curated record. The coding region runs from base 568 to 3702 and encodes 1044 amino acids. Lineage: Eukaryota; Viridiplantae; Streptophyta; Magnoliopsida; Lamiales; Acanthaceae. Gene Ontology annotation, biological process: post-transcriptional regulation of gene expression.